GUUUGGCUUCUCGUUCGUGCCUUGCCUGCCCACCAUGGCCGCCGCCGCUGCUUCGAAGCUGGUACGUAUCGACUCCAUGCAGUCGGCGAUGCCGGUGAGAAUGACGCCGCCGGGUCGGUCACGCCGUAUCUCCGCGGCCACCCCGCUCGGCCCCGACGUGCUGCAGAGGCGCUGCCAGGUGGUGCUGUACUACAGCAAGGUCGGGCAUGGGGAGGAGGCAGAGUCGCCGGCGACGGUCGGCGCGUGGAUGAAGGAGUCGCUCAGCGCGGUGCUGCUGAGCCACCCGGUGAUGGCUGGGCGGCUACGGAGGGACGAUGAGGGCCGCGGUUGCUGGGAGAUCAAGUUCAACGACUGCGGCGUCCGGCUGUUGCAGGCCACAGCCGAGGUGACUUUGUCCGAGUUCUUGUGCUCGGAAGACAGGGAUGAGAGGGAGGCCAAGUUGGCGUACUGGGAGGACGUGAACGCAGACAACCCAAACUACUCACCUUUGUUCUUCAUCCAGGUAACCCAAUUCCAGGGAGAUGGAUACUCCAUCGGGAUCAGCUGCAGCCUCCUCCUUGCCGACCCCUUCGUCUUGGCACGCUUCCUCAAGUCAUGGACUCGAACCCACACCACCAUGUUCGCCAAUGGCCAGCUCACCAAGCCCCCCAUCCACCUCUGCUAUUCCCAUACAUCCGGCCACCCGCCUUGCCACAGCAACUGUAACUCGACUGCAAUCUCUGCCACUGCCACCACCACCUUGUUCAAGGUCGCUCGGAACUCGUGCGCCACGAACGCCGCUGCGGCCACUUGCUUCCGGGAGGCCGCAAGAAAGCUCGGGACAAAGCCGGCGUCGAGUUACUCACUCAUGAUAAGCGAUCGCACCGUCUACCUGACCGUGGAGUCGGCCGGCUUCGACGAGGUCGCCGGUGGCAGCGCAACGGAAGUGGCAUGGCGUGACCAACUUGGGAUCGAGGAGAUAAGCCUCGUCGAGGCCACGAAACCUGUUCAUGCGUCGUGCCGGAUCGUGCCGUGUGCCGGCGAAACGCUGGUGGUGGUGAUGCAACCAUCAGACGAGGACGAGCUGAUGGUUAGCGUCACGUCGCCGGCUGAUAAGAUCUAAUUAAAGCAAGCUUGCGAGAUCAAACCAUUACGUCUAGUACUCUUCUGUCAUAUGAAAUAUCUACUUGAUAUAAUAUUUCAACAGCAAACGAGAUUGUGUAAA
Messenger RNA from Musa acuminata subsp. malaccensis (wild Malaysian banana), 1204 nucleotides. RefSeq lists its product as uncharacterized. NCBI's taxonomy places the organism in Eukaryota, Viridiplantae, Streptophyta, Magnoliopsida, Zingiberales, Musaceae. The record is from RefSeq and is a predicted model, not a curated record. Gene Ontology annotation, molecular function: acyltransferase activity, transferring groups other than amino-acyl groups.